This is a messenger RNA of Kalmanozyma brasiliensis GHG001, 2082 nucleotides long. RefSeq names its product Drug/metabolite transporter. Gene Ontology annotation, cellular component: membrane. The transcript has a single exon. The record is from RefSeq and is a predicted model, not a curated record. The coding region runs from base 1 to 2082 and encodes 693 amino acids. NCBI's taxonomy places the organism in Eukaryota, Fungi, Basidiomycota, Ustilaginomycetes, Ustilaginales.
AUGUCGACCAACAUCUUUCGCGAUAGCUAUGCCGGCGACCCAUCGGACAACGAUGCGACAACAGCGCACAACACAAAAGGCAAGAAGCCGGGCUUUAUGAGCCUGCCAGGCGGAAGCAAAGCCAUCUUCGCCUUUGUACUCAGCCUCUUUGCAUACACGCUCCAGACCGAGUUCGCCCAAUAUGUCCAGCAAUCUCUCAACUACCGCAAGCCUUUCUUAUCGCUAUAUCUUGGGCACAGCGCCUUCCUCCUGCUUUUUCCGAUGCAUCUCUUCUUCCUUAAAUGGACCACAGGACGACCCAUCACACAUUAUCUUCAUCUCAUCGCACAGAACCUUCGAUGGCAGCUCGAAACACCUGCAUCUACGUUACCAGAUCCAAGGGCUGACGCCGUGCGGCAGCGCCUAAGCCAGGCUUCCGGAAGGGGGAUACCGACAAAUGGCGCCGAGUGGGACGAGCAGGCGGCGGAAAGCUUGACUCGGCGGCCGGCAUCUUUUCUUGAGCAAAAGUUUGGCUUCAAUGUCCUCCGUCUCGCAGGCCUCUUUGCCAUCUUGACGGUUGGCAUCACAGUGCCGGCGCUCAGCUGGUACUGCGCCGUGCCCAUGACGUCGAUGGCAGACAUCACGGCUAUCUACAACACCUUUUCGGUCUGGGCGCUCGUCUUCUCGGUCUGGUUUCUCGGGGAGAAAUGGCAGAAGCGCAAAGUCUUCUCCGUACUGCUGGCAUGUUUCGGAGUCAUAGUCGUUGCGUAUGGCGGCGCCGACCACAGGAAAGUGCCAAAGCCAUUCGACCCCAUACACGGCAAGCCGCCAGCAGAUGACAGUCCAGCCGAAGAAGUGGUCCGACGCUCGAUACAGUCAAUCGUGGCUCGUAUGCUGCGCAAGAGGGAGGACCCCGGGCAACCGUCACCGCCCGUCAACAGCGCUCACAACCCUGCUCUCGGCGAUCUGCUUGCAUUUAUCGGAGCAGUGACGAUGGCAGCGUACGAGAUGGCAUUCAAGCUCAUUGGCACGCUGCCAGACGAGCAGAAGCAGGCCGAGAUGUAUUCGGCGGUGCCCGGCGGUCGCAACCGACGCUCGCGCAGCUACGUCCGCUAUUCACAAGCAGCUGAGGAGGAUGGGCCGCAACGACACGAGACGGAAGGACUGCUUGGCGCAUCACAGUCGGAGACACGGCAAAAUGGCACCAAUGGCGAUCUCGGCAAAGGCUUAGAAGAAGCCGGCCAUCACGUUCUUGGCGACGACGAAGACGAGGAAGAGGUCGACCUCAAAAGGCGCGAAUCAACACACGCGAGAAGGUACUCGACGGUAGCGGACAAGCUGCUGGAAACGGAACGUUCAGACUAUUUCACCAUCACUCCUCCGCCGGAACCUGCGCAACCUUUCGACGAUGACAAUGGAGGCAAGACGGUCAAAGUUGCAGCCGACAAGGUGCGUGUGCAUGCCAAGGCGGUUCCCAUCUCAAAUGGUCAGCCCAAGCACCGAGACGAGGACGAAGAGUCCCAGAUCACCGAAUCGGAGCUAGACGAGGAUGAAGAGCGACUAGUUCUUUCUGGCGCCACUCGCUUGCAUCGCACGCGCUCGCAGCUCCUCACGCAUCCCGUUUCCUCCGACGAUCUGCGCACCUCCCUUGACGCCGCUUCCUCGCGGCCUGGCCCCAGCCGGAGGACGUCCUCGUACCGCAACGUCCAGCACGACCCGUCCAUCCCGCCGCCCCUGCCGUUUGGCCUGCACGCAAAUGUCAUGACCGCCGGCAUCGGCCUCACCACAUUCACCACCUUCUGGAUCCUCAUCCUCGCCGCGGACGCGCUGGGGUGGGAGACGCUCGAGGCGCCGCACAACGUGCGCACCUACCUCUCGCUCGCCAUGGUCGGCCUGUGCGGCAUCUUCUUCAAUGCCGCCUUCAUGAUCCUGCUCUCCCUAUGGGGACCCGUGCUGGCGUCGGUGAGCUGUCUCAUGACGACGAUCCUGGUCGAGAUCGCGGAUGUGCUGCUGGGCCACCCGUUGAAGUGGUUGAGCGUCCUCGGAUGCACGCUGAUCGGCGCCGGAUUCGCGGUGCUGGUAGGGGGAGACGACAUUCACUAG